Messenger RNA from Thamnophis sirtalis, 3170 nucleotides. Lineage: Eukaryota; Metazoa; Chordata; Lepidosauria; Squamata; Natricidae. The record is from RefSeq and is a predicted model, not a curated record.
CUGCCAAUACUGUACCCCUCUCCGCACCCGGCGGAUGGACACGGCUGAGACGGCCUUCCUCGAUUUUCCUCCCCGACCGCGGCCCGCCCACCUGCCAGCGCAUCCUCGGAGCGCCUCUGGCAUGGACCGCGCGCGGCGGUGGCGGCGGCGGGAGGCCGAAGCAGCAACCUUGAUUAUCCAUUACCUCCCUGGAUAAGUCUAACUUAUGGCACAUGAACAUACAAGCUUUUCCAGAUUGGGUGAAUUGCAUAAUAGAAAAGGCAACUGGACAACUGGAAAAUUGAACUUCCCAUUCUGUGAGGCUUGCCUUGGAGAAUAUAAUUUUAUCAGUAAUACAGUAUGUUUAUGUGGACAGUUCACAGAUAUACAUCUUUGUAAAAGACAAACUGGCUGCCAAAUAGCUACUAGGUUACCAAAAUCAGAACUAAAGUACUUGUCACUUUGUAAAUGCAAUUGUGAUUCUAGUAAAGAAAUACACAAGAGUGCUACAAGUGGAAUUCUGAGAGCUGGAAAUCAAAGAGUUCCAUAUCUGGCUAAAAGUAAUGACAGUACUGGAAGAUUAAUGGAGGCACUUUGCCUAGAGUUGAGAUCAGCUAACUUUGAGAUGAAUAAUAAAAAACUAUGCUUCAAAGUGUCUAAUCUAAAAGCAAGUAUUUCAGCUUCACUGGCUCAGAAUGACGGAUACACUGUAAAAGCUUUUCAUAGAAUACCACAGAGUUUGAGAAAGAGGCUUGUCUUGCUUCCUACUUUAUAUGGAAUAUCCACAAUUGAGAGACCUGUUUUUUCUAGGCAACAUGAGACACAGCAUUUUAAUUCAAAAGAUUGCUUACCACUGAAAUCCAACAAAGUACAUAAUUAUUUUCAGUUCCAACUUGAAUCAGAUACUUCUGAGCUUUCAAAGAAUUUUUUAGUUACUUCUUACAGGAUAUUAGCACAAGAAGAAACUGGGUUUAAUCUGUUUGGAAAGCUUCAAAAAGUUAUCUUGAGAGUGCUGUUACUGAUCAACAGCUGUUCUUACCUUCAUCAGACAAUAUUGCAAAAGAAAAAUACUCUCCAGCUGCAUAUCAUACCUUUUUAUCUUCUUCAGCCCUUCACAACUAUUGAUCAAGAGUUGUACAAGAAAAAAAGAAACCAGUUGAACAAUUUGGGGAGAAAACAUAGGUGGCAAGACCAGACAAUGAAUACAAAAGAAGAAUAUGAACACAGAAAAGAUAAGGAAAGCUACCUCUGUGCAGUUUGCUUGGAUAUCUACUUCAAUCCUUACAUGUGCUACCCAUGCCAUCAUAUUUUCUGUGAACCUUGCCUACGUAUGCUUGCCAAGGAUAAUCCAACUAGCACUCCAUGUCCUCUCUGCCGUACUGCAAUUACCCACGUUUUUUUCCAAUCAGACCUGAACAAUUCCACAGAAACUUUCUUUCCAAUGGAAUAUUCAAAAUUAAAGGAAAAUUUUCAAAAAUCAAAUUUAGCAAAUUGGCCUCUCCCUAGUUGCAAAAAAGUAUUCAGAGUUAUUGAUGGUUUUCAGAGUACAGACUCCUUCACACGAAGGCAUUUUCCACAUGCUGCUCACAGAAUGGAUUAUAUGGACUUUGAGGACGAUAGCCGUGGAUGGCGAUUUGACAUGGACAUGGUGAUCAUCUACAUUUAUGCCAUCAACUGGGUCUUGGGAUUUAUCGUGUUUUGUUUUCUUUGCUAUUUUUUCUUUCCUUUUUAAGGAUUUCUGUUCCCUAUAUUGUAUGUGAGUGGCAAGACAAAGAAAUAGACAAAUCUGGAUUAAAGAAUGCAGAUGGUAUACAAUCUCUGGUCUACUGUAUAACACUGAUAAAACUGCACAACAAUAAUUUACUUUGGUUUACUAAUUAUUAUUAUAUUUUGAAGUUAAAAAAUAUUUGCAUAUUAAAAAUGUUAGAUUGCUUUUUCUAAUACCUGUUAAGAUGACAUGGUGCUUUGAGUCCAUAAUUGCAAUUUGUACAUAAACUUGGGCAGGUUCAUGAGAGUAUUCAUAAAGCAGAUAAACUUUACUGAUUAGCUUCAACUACUACCUGGUAUGUAUAAAAUACAUAUACAAACUAUCACCUCACACUUAAUGGUUUCUGUAGAUAUAGUUCACAUUAAAUGCUUACAUUCGGUUAAAACAUUUUUUCUCAUCAACUUUGGAAUUCAGUGUGAUAUUUUUAUAUCCGUGCUUAUUGAAUAUAAUGGUCAUGUUGAAUCUAGCUUUCCACCUCUUGAAAUCAUUUCAGGAGUUUCAUGAGAGAUUUUUUAAAUAGUAAAAUGUGUUAUGUACUUUAAGAUAUAUGGUAUAUGACUUGGGAGAAAUUUGUUAGAGAAAUGUGUAUAGUGCCUAUGGUGGUCAGUUUUUAAGCAGAGACAAUUUAGCUGCCUUUUUAUUUGUGGAUGUCUAUCAAAUUACUCAAAAGACUCGUUGGUUUGCCUUAUUGAUCAGCAGUAUUUAUGUUAAGAGCUGACAUUAAAGAAACAAAAAUCAAAUUUUCAAUUUUCUACCUAUGUAUAUAGAAUAAUUGAGGAAGGAAGGAGCACUUUAUUCUAAUUUUAUCUAGUUUUAGUUAAAAUCUGUAUAUUUUGUUGUAUCUAAUGUUUUGUGAUCCUUAACCCAAUUUCCCCGAAUUUGGGAAGAUGAGAGGAAAAGAGAGAGAAAAGAGAUGGCCAGAAAGAGAAACUCAGAAGCACCUUUGAUCCAUGUUGCUGAAAAUAUCUGAUCCCUGGCUCUUAUAUGAUGUUCCUAUAAAUUCUGUUUGUAAGAAACCUUGAACUUCUGACCUCUUGGCUAACUAACAACCUUGACCUGGCUCUUGGAACUCUGGCUUGUAUUUGGACUAUUCUUCUGUGUGCUCCUAUUGAAAACUAACUCUUCAAGUAAGCUUCUGUUUUGUUUACAUUCUUCGUUUGCUGUUUAUCUCUUCAGCUUUGAAGUAAAAUUGCUAAUCUCCAUAGCAAUCACAUUUAAGUAUGUGUGAUUGAAACCUAAAGCAAGGUGCAAGAUUACAGUCUGACUCAAAAGUUGAAACCAGAAGUUAGUGAAAAUCAGCGGGAAAAUCAGCAGGAGUCUACGUUUCUGGGGAAAGCUUAAAUUUAGGAUUAUGGACCAGUUUUUCUCCAGGAGUCAUCAACUUCUUUCACUUCUGGAACAGUUUCCAUCCCCCCAAAUGCUA